This is a messenger RNA of Saxophila tyrrhenica, 1062 nucleotides long. RefSeq lists its product as uncharacterized. Bases 1 to 1062 code for a protein of 353 amino acids. The transcript has 2 exons. Gene Ontology annotation, molecular function: DNA-binding transcription factor activity. The record is from RefSeq and is a predicted model, not a curated record. NCBI's taxonomy places the organism in Eukaryota, Fungi, Ascomycota, Dothideomycetes, Mycosphaerellales, Extremaceae. Gene Ontology annotation, biological process: positive regulation of transcription by RNA polymerase II.
AUGUACAAGCUACCUCACAAUGCGUUCUCAUUGCUUGAAUACUACUUUGCUUUUACCCACUCAUGGCUACCCAUGACCGAGAAGGCCACUCUUCUGAAGAUCAUGUACUCAUACCCAUCGGACGGCCUACCUCUUGGGCCAAUCAACAGCGCUGAUCACGCCGAACUGUGGAGCGUGAUGGCUCUUGCAGCAACCCAGACAACCGACAACACUGCCUCAGAUGCAAUCGAGCAGAUACGCCGUAACGCUGACAGUCUCCUGCCUUGCGGAAAUUCUCCUUAUGAAGUCCCUCACAUCAGGGCACUCAUGCUUAGAGCUGUGGAUGAUUUACAUCGGUUCCAGCUUCUAUCGGCUUGGCUACGACUAGGAGGAAUAGGGUCGAUCGACGAAGACGGUCUGGAUGAAUGGGAGCCAUGGUCUGAUCCACUCGUACCUCCCGGCCUCGGGACUGAGGCAAAGAUCCCAACAAGAGCAUUCAGCACUCUGAACGAGCUUGUCAGAUAUUAUUCUCGAUUGAUUGAAGACGAUAAGUCGGCUGGAGUUCACAACAACGCCACAGACAACACAGACGAGUGCAUCGUGACAACACUGCUCCGCAAUGCUGCCUCGAAACAAGGAAGAGUGCAGCCAUCCGAAAUCGUGACAGUCUAUUACAAAACCAUGGAGAGAAAGGGUUUGGGUUGGACGUCGAAUACUCGGCCAGACCUCAACCCAGCUUGGUCGCUACCUGACAACUUUCCUCCUGAGCCACAAGAUAUCAAUCUCCAGCCAGUCCCUAGGCAGAGCUACCCUUUCAUGACCAUGCCGAACGAAAGCGACCAACCAAUGACCGGUCUGGAUCAGACCGAAACUAACAUGUUCUGGCCGAUGUUCCAAAGCCCACUUCAGCAAUCAAAUACGCCUGCUGGAGGUCAGAAUGCCGCUAUGGACGUGUUUGACGAGCUGGCGACGCUAGAACGACAAGAGUCGGCUCAUCACCCGCACUUCAUGCAGAACCUUGGCUUCCCUGAUCUAGAUUUGGCCGAGUUCUUCGGGCCUGAUUACCAAACGGGUCGCACAUGA